Messenger RNA from Eutrema salsugineum, 1763 nucleotides. Its product is annotated as E3 ubiquitin-protein ligase CIP8. Gene Ontology annotation, biological process: protein ubiquitination. Bases 125 to 1138 code for a protein of 337 amino acids. Gene Ontology annotation, cellular component: cytoplasm. Gene Ontology annotation, molecular function: ubiquitin protein ligase activity. The transcript has a single exon. NCBI's taxonomy places the organism in Eukaryota, Viridiplantae, Streptophyta, Magnoliopsida, Brassicales, Brassicaceae. The record is from RefSeq and is a predicted model, not a curated record.
GCGAUACGAUAUGUCUUUGAGUUAGAUUAUUCGUAGACCUUUUUCUUUCUGUUUCGGUUUUCUCUCUAUCCACUGAUCGGCUUAUCGGAUCCGAAUCCGGACCCGAAAGCCCGACGGAAGAACGAUGUCGGAGUCUCCGUCGGAUGAUGCAGCGUCGCACUGGUGCUACCACUGCAACAAGCGCGUCGCCGUUGAAACCCAAGACGACUUGGCCGUAUGCUGCGAAUGUAACAAAGGUUUCGUGGAGUCAAUCCAGCCGAUUCCCGCCGCUUAUUCUUCUUCGGCGGCGCCACUUUCCCCAGAUCUGACUGUCGAAGACUCAAGUAUUGGCUCGCAUUUCCUCCAGAUGCUCCGCUUGUUAGCCCACGCGCCUUCGCAGCGGCCACCACCUCAACUUGAUGUAUUGUCUUACGAUGACGAUUUCUUCCGAUUGGAGCUCAAUAGUGGAAACGAAGAAAUCGAAGACGAAGACGACGAUGAUGAAGAUGAAGAUGAUGACGAGGAGAGGGAAGAGAAUUUAACCGUCUACGACGAGGAAGAUGAGGAAGAAGAUCUGAGGCAGAGAAAUCGCGGGGGGAUAUUCUCUCUCUCACCAACACGAUCAAGAACCGGACGAAACCGAAUUCUCGACUGGGCUGAGAUUCUGAUGGGAAUCGAAGACAAUUCCAUCGAGUUCCAUAUGGAAUCGGACCGAUACACAGGAAAUCCGGGUGAUUACAUCGACGAUGCAGCAGGGUACGAAGCUUUGCUUCAGAAUUUAGCGGAAGGAGACGGUACUGGCGGUGGAGGAAGGAGAGGAGCACCACCGGCUGCAAAAUCGGCGAUUGAGGCGUUGGAGACUUUCGAGGUUGGUUCUUCUGAGGUGGAGGGAGAGGGAGAGGGAGAGACGGCGACGAUUGUUGUUUGUGCUGUGUGUAAAGAUGCAAUGGUGAUGGGUGAGAUCGUGAAGAAGCUUCCCUGUGGACAUCGUUACCACGGGAACUGUAUUGUGCCAUGGUUGGGAACAAGGAACUCUUGUCCUGUUUGUAGAUUCCAGCUUCAGACUGAUGAUGCUGAGUAUGAGGAAGAGAGGAAGAAACGAACUGAUACUACUACCUUGCCCGAUUCUGCUGCCUCUUCUUCCGCUUCUCGUCUCUAGUAGUGUGGACAAGGUCUCUCUAUUUAUCCCUUUUGGUUCUUACUUUUUCUCUUUAGGUGAAAACAAAAAAAAACAUUGCUAGUCUCAACACAGAGAAACCAAAAGACUCCUGCUCCAAAACAAAAAAAACAUUGUAUCCAAAGUAUGUUGUUGUAUUUCUUGGUCUACAUCCCCCAAGUGGUUUCUCUGAUUUUCUUCAGUGGUUUGUUUAAAAAGUUUGCCGAAAAGAAAAACGUUUUUAUCUUUCCUGGGACUUUAAGAAGCGAUCAUGCGACUUCGUGAGCCUUUCCGAAGUACUUGUUUAUAAACGAGGACUGCACAACGCCAACAAAGAUAUCAGAUUCAGAGCUUUUGUAGGAAACGAAAUGGGAAAGCAAAUAGGAGAAAGGCAAGAGACUGUUUGUAUGGGUUUGUACCUUCUCGAUUCCUGAUAGGUCGGGUGUGUCUGGUGUAGACAGUGGAUAAAACUUGUACAACUUCAUCUCUUUGUAGGCUUCCUUUGUUUCUUCGCUCAUUCCUUCCAUUGCUUUCUCUCGAGCUUGUUUCGCCUGCCAAUUGUAGAAUUAUAUAUAUGCGUUUUUGCAUUAUUUAUUUUACAGUUGCGUGACUAGUAUCCAUAUGAAAA